ACUGUGGGGCUGUCGUCUGUCAAGCGGAAGCGAGGCAACUACCUCCUGGACACGCUGAAGUCCAUCUUCAAGCAGUCAAUCCAGGAGGAGCUGGAGGAGAUGGUGGUGGUGGUGCACCUGGCUGACCCAGACUCGGAGUGGAACACCCAGGUGGUGACGGACAUUACCGCAAGAUUCACUCCCCACCUCCUCCGGGGCCAGCUGCUGGUUAUCCAUGCCCCUCCGGAGUGCUACCCGCCCCUGGAAGGCCUGAAGAGGAACUACAAUGAUGCCGAGAAUCGAGUGCAGUUCAGAGCCAAGCAAAACGUGGACUAUGCGUAUCUCCUCAGCUUCGCUGCCAACCUUUCCUCCUACUAUCUCAUGACUGAGGAUGACGUGCAGUGCUCCAAGUCCUUCUUCACUGCCAUCAGGAAGGCAGUGGCAUCCCGGGAAGGCUCCUACUGGGUCACGCUGGAGUUCUCCAUGCUGGGCUACAUUGGCAAACUCUACCACUCCAGCGACCUGCCCCAGCUGGCCCAGUUCCUGCUGCUGUUCACACGGCAUUUCCUGGUAGACUGGCUGCUGGGGCACUUCCGCCUGCUGCUCACCCAGAAGGAGGUGAUUCGCUUCAAGCCGUCCCUCUUCCAGCACAUCGGCCUGUACUCCUCCUUCCAGGGGGUGGUCAAUCGGCUGAAAGACAACGACUUCGAGGCAGAUUCCUUGGACUUGCCUGACAACCCCCCAGCUGUGAUGUUCACAGACAUAGACACCUUUGAGAACUACCUGCCCAGCAAGGCCUACGGCACGAUGCCGGAGUACUUCUGGGGGAAAGCCCCAUCUGCUGGCAGCCACUUCACCAUCGUGUUCCACCAGCCUGCCCGUAUCUCACGGCUCCAGGUCCACACCGGCUCCGAGGAGCGCCACACCGACUAUCUCCACUCAGGGGCCGUGGAGCUGGGCAGCCAGCGGCAGGGGAAAGGCAAGGGCUGCUCUACAUACACCCACGUCGGAGCCUUUGAGAAGGGACACUUUGAACGGAGCGGCUUGGAGAACAGCACGGCUGCCGCCCCGGAGUGCGUGCGGAUCCUAGUGACAGAGAGUCAGAGCGAAUGGCUGAUCAUCCGCAGCAUCAGCAUCUGGACCAAACCAAACAGCUAA
Emys orbicularis (European pond turtle) is the source of this 1137-nucleotide messenger RNA. RefSeq names its product alpha-1,6-mannosyl-glycoprotein 4-beta-N-acetylglucosaminyltransferase-like. The record is from RefSeq and is a predicted model, not a curated record. NCBI's taxonomy places the organism in Eukaryota, Metazoa, Chordata, Testudines, Emydidae. Gene Ontology annotation, molecular function: acetylglucosaminyltransferase activity. The coding region runs from base 100 to 1137 and encodes 345 amino acids. The transcript has a single exon. Gene Ontology annotation, biological process: protein N-linked glycosylation.